AGUAUGUGAUGUCCUAAUCGGGGUGGGAGCUUCCCGUUUUGAUAAUGUCCAACAUAGCUUCCCUGUACCUUCCUUUCGAGGAGUUCCUCCCCUCAAAGACCAAACCAUCUGUUUCCUUUCUCUCCGUCUAUCCAACUUUUCUCAUCCAAAUAUCCCUUUGCCUAUUAGCAUCCAUCUUUUAACUGGCAUCGCUAUUAGCAUACGCAUUUACCCAGCAUCAGCAAGUUGCCCCUUCGAAUUCUCUGCUACGAACGUCACGCCAAAAUGUGGUUGACCUGGUUUCUGCCCGCCAGAUGGCUGCAGGUUGUUCUCGUUGUUGCAGCGAUGAUAGAGACCAGCUUUGGUGCUGCUUUGAAGAAGAACGUCGUGGAUGAAACCCGUGGUGAGAUCAAAUCAACGAACAAGAUUGCAACGAACGAUACAGCCGCACGCAACGUAACUUCUGCCGGUGACUUCCCCGUCUGUACCUAUCACAAUGGCACACUCUCGCCCUUCUGCCUACCACACAACGGAGCGGAUGUCAUAGUGGAUGCGACUUACUAUGUUACUUGGAACGCCGACUUCUAUCCGUUGAACGCUACGAUCACGAUCGAAUUGCGAUACCCCAAUUCCACCGAAGGAGAUUCGGCUUUCACUUCGGAACGAACGGAUAACAGCUACGGAUACAUUCCCCUUCGCAUGCGCAAAGAAUGGCUCCAGGGCAAGCCACACAACGAAUUGACCCUCUACAUCAUCGAGCUGGAUUCAACCUCGGACCGGAGAGCUCGUGCUCGACAAGGACCGACUGUUGUGCUUCAUCCAAAACCAAAGGAACAUUACAAGCCCCCUCCUCCCCUGCCGUUCAACAGGCUAGCGCUGAUCAUCGGCUUGCCGGUCAGUGUAGGAGUGGUGGUUCUCAUCGUGGCUGGCCUGUUCUUUGGUAUGCGGAGAAGCAGACAGAUUGGGGUCGCACAUGCCAAGAGGUCUCGAGGCAAAGGCUAUGGAAUUGGAAAAUCACGGAAUGAGCGCCUGGGGCGAAGCAGACAUUCGAUGGACGACGAUGCGGAUGCUGCCCUGAAGAAGUAUUCUGACGCUGACGAGGACAUGUCGGAGAUUGCAGACUCUGAUCUAUAUCAUGAUCUGUACCGGUCUGGAAACUAUGGGUUCGACUCGCGAGUUGCAAAGCUCAAGAGCUGGAGUAAUUCGUAAAUUUCCUAGGGCUCUUAGGUUUGAUAUGUUCGGAAAGAAGGAUGUCGAGUAUGGUUUGAACGGUUUUGAUGAUUUGGUGAUAUGAUUAAUGAUCAGGUUGUCGUCGAGACGACUUAGCACUCUUUUUCUGUUUCCUGUUUUCGUUUAGUCUUUGUGAUUGUAUGCAUU
Molecule: messenger RNA, 1356 nt
Organism: Aspergillus glaucus CBS 516.65
Lineage: Eukaryota; Fungi; Ascomycota; Eurotiomycetes; Eurotiales; Aspergillaceae
Product: DUF4448 domain-containing protein
Exons: 2
Coding region: 265-1188 (307 amino acids)
Source: RefSeq, a predicted model, not a curated record